Chilo suppressalis (striped riceborer) is the source of this 3856-nucleotide messenger RNA. The record is from the annotation of a GenBank genome assembly. NCBI's taxonomy places the organism in Eukaryota, Metazoa, Arthropoda, Insecta, Lepidoptera, Crambidae.
ACAUCGGCCGCUACAAUCCGCACCGUCCACUAACGAAAUAUAUAACGCAAGCCUUCCGUUUACCAGGCGACAUUCGCGUUAACCACAGCCGCCAAAACACGGUUAAAGCUAACUACAGUGCGGUCAGAAAGAUUACCGUCACAUCAAAACGUUUUAGGAAUAGACAUUUUUUGACACUCCGGGGAUUGUGGGCACUGUUUAUUUUUUAUUUCAAAUUCACAAUGAUUCUCAUCUUGGCAUGUUUUGCCUUGGCACUCUGGAUAGUUAAGUUCCGAUACAGAAGGCAGCACAUGUACAAACUAGCUUCCAAGAUACCACCCCCGACCAAAGAGAUGCCCGUUAUCGGAAUUGCGCACAAGUUGAUGGGAAGCACAGAGGAUAUAAUGGAUGAGCUGAAAUCGUACAGCUACGCAGCCAUGGAAAAUGGUGGUAUGAUCAGAGGAUGGCUCAGUCACAUAUUGUAUUUCUUGCUUUUGGAUCCCGUGGACAAUGAAAAAGUGCUGAAGACAUGCAUGGAGAAAGACAACCUGCACAGAUUCAUGAGAACCGUCAUUGGCAACGGUGGCAUAUUCGCCCCUGUGAAAAUUUGGAGAAGACGCAGGAAAAUCCUGGUGCCAGCGUUCAGUCCGAAAAUUGUGGAAUCCUUUGUGAAAAUAUUUACUCAGCAGAGUGAAACACUUGUGAAAAAGCUUAGUAACCAAGUUGAAAAGGGCAAAUUCAGCGUAUGGCCUUUUUUGAGCACUUACACAUUAGACUCCGUUUCUCAAACGGCGAUGGGUGUAAAAAUAAACGCGCAGAAUAAUACUCACAGUCCAUUCCUUGUGUCGCUGAACCGAAUCCUGAAUUUGGCGUGCGAAAGAAUAUUCCACCUGUGGCUUCAGCCAGAUUGGAUGUACAUGCUCUUCCCGCAAUAUACGGAGCACAAGGCUUGUCUUAAGCAACUGCACGAUUUCACUGAUGAGGUUAUAGUAAAAAAACGCGAAGAAAUACAGAAGGAAUCCAAGGAAAAAACUGAAGCGGAUGCUGAAUAUGAUCUAGAUAGUUAUAAAACCAAGAGUUUUCUAGAUCAUCUGAUUGAUCUUUCGGGCAAAGAGGGUGGUUACUCUAAUCUAGAAUUGAGGGAGGAAGUGUUGACCUUGACUAUCGCUGGAACGGAUACCUCUGCGGUUGCCAUGGGAAACACCUUGAAGAUGCUGGCGACAUAUCCAGAAGUCCAAACGCGGGUUUAUGAAGAGAUUUAUGACAUAUUCGGAGAUUCUGGUCGUCAAUUAGUGAAAGAAGAUUUACAUCAACUGAAGUACCUCGAGAGGGUCGUGAAGGAGACACUGAGGCUUUUUCCGCCCGUGCCCUUCAUCAUCAGAAGGGUGGACGAGAAUGUCACAUUACCGUCUGGACGUGUGUUGCCCGCGGGAUCUGGCGUUGUGGUGUGCAUUUGGGGAGCACACCGGGACCCCAAGCACUGGGGGCCGGACGCCGAGAAGUUCGACCCUGACCGCUUCCUGCCAGAGAGGUUCCUGCCGCAACAUGUGUGCAGCUAUAUGCCAUUCAGCCAGGGCCCCAGAAAUUGUCUAGGUUAUCAAUACGCCUUGAUGUCUAUCAAAAUAGCUGUCGCGGCAAUAGUGAGAGAUUUCAAAGUAGUCCCAGACCUUCAAAAUAGUGAUAAGCCGUACAUCAGGGUCAAGUUAGAUGUAAUGAUGAAAGACGUGGAUGGUUACCAAAUAGCUUUAGAGAAGAGGAAGCCGAGUACGAAUACCAGUAUGAGGAUAUCGUCGUAGUUGAUAAGUUUAUUUAUGAUUUAACCUAUAAAGUUGGAAUUCGUAUAACUGAUGUCAAGUAAAACAAUCCUUGGAGCUGCAAAUAAAGUUUAUAACAACUUUUGAGUACAAUCCAAGUCGAGGAUGUUCUAACGUGGCGUUUUCCUACGUGGUUAAUGAAACACUCUUCUGAGGUCUAAGUACGAAUUUUCGACAGCUCCGUAAACCCACAUCAUCAAAGUUUCUAUGAAAACUAAGCAGCACCGUAUCGGAUUUAAGAACAGAUUAGCUUUUCAAUACAAAAUUUAAUGAUGACAAUUUGUGCUUUGACCUCUGAACGUCUGAUGACGAAGAUUGGAUUGAAGUUUUCACAUCUUAGUUAACUAUCUUAACGGAUGUAAAGUGGAGCUGCCAAAUAGUCCGUUUUUCACUCGAUUCUAUUUAAAAGAGUUACCUACUUUAUAAAUACAGGUUUUAUAUAGCCCUGUUGAGGUUUUAUAACUCAUCUUAAAAAUAAUAAGUGGCAGAUGUCACAUUAAAAUGUAAAAGGAAAAAUACUUUUUUUAAGGACGGAAUAUAUUACAUAUAUACAUUUUAAUGUGACAUCUGCCACAUUAAAAUGUAAAAGUAAUUCUGUUAAGUAAGUAAGAAAGCUACUUCACCAGUCGGGACCUAUUAUAUAUUCAAGAACGGAUAAUUAUUUUUCAAUAAUGGGUAAAUAUAAAUGUAAAAGGAAAAUGGUUUCUCAUAUUUUUAUUCCUAUUUGUUAUUUUUCUCUAAAAUAUAUUUCGUCCUUUAAAAAAAGUGUUUUUCCUUAAAUUGAAUAUUUUGAAAAAUACUACCGGUUCUUCGAAUUUAUUUAUUUAAUUGUUUACAUAACCAGCCCUACUCAGUGACCACGAUCGUUGAGGCAAAAAAGGAGUCAAAAUUUAUUCAGAACCAACAAUAAAUUAAACAUCCUUGUUGAGGAGGAUGUCCGCUAACAUACAAUUUAAGAGUGUUUAAUUAAAUUACUUUGAAUGGUACCUUAUAUAUAAAUUCCUGUUAAGUAGAUUAAUUUAAGUUAGUAAACGGCAAUGUAACAUGAAAUCGGUGAACUAAUAAAGCUCGUACAAGUCGUUACAGUCGACUUUUGCUACUGAGUUUUUAUGACUUUUAUAGUAUAAAUAACUAUAUCGGUGCACAAAUUCUCUUGUGUUAUAUAUAAACCGAAACUUUAUUUAUUUGCCAAAUGUGCCUUUUGUUGCCUGAACUGAAUCUUUUACGGUAUAAGGAUAGAAUAAGAAAUAAAACAAACAAUACUGCGUAGAUCAUCAAGAAACACUUGAAAGAUCAUUUUAUCGCCGCGUUAAUAUGAUCGAAGAAUAUUGUCAAUCUCAUAGAAUACAUCAGUGAUCAGUAUAUACAUUUAUGGUAGGUAGUUUUAUAGAUUUGUUCCUCAUUAUUAAAUUAAUUUAGAGUAAGCGUUAACGAACUUAUCUUUUUGUGAAAAGGGCCGAAUUUAUUUUUGCCGUAAAUGUGUGAUACAAGAAUUGUAAACUAUUGGUAAAGGUAAAAUAUUUAUUACAAAAGGACCUUUAAACAACUUAAAGAAGAUUUAAAAAUGAUUGACGAUUUUGUUUCAUUUAUAAAUAUAUUCCUUCGGCUUUAUUUUGUAAUUUUCUUGCUUUCCACGAUCCCUACGAUACACUACGCGAUCAUUUUAAUUAGGUAUUUGGGACGACGAAAUUGUAUUAAUAAAUCCUUUUGGCCCUAGGGUGAAAUGAAAGAAGAAUUGUAAUAGGACCGGAUAACUGACUACUUACCUACUCCGAUCUAUCCGAUAUAAUAAAUGUUGUUAUUUUCUUAAUUUAUGAUCUGCUAACUAAACGAUCUAAUUCCUAGAUCAGGGAUUAAAGGGACAUAAGAGUGCCAAAAGAUCAAUCAAUUAUUUUUUACCUAUUAUUUUUGUCAUUCAUUAGUCAUAUCCCGCCUUUUCUUUUAAUUGAAUUUUAUACCAGAAUACUAACUUUUUGCUAGAAAAAAAUCCACGCGGACCAGGCAGCGGACGAGACUCGAACCCGCAGCCUUCGCAAUCCGGGCGAAUGCACUGACCAAUUAUG